Amphibalanus amphitrite is the source of this 3107-nucleotide messenger RNA. RefSeq lists its product as uncharacterized. Gene Ontology annotation, molecular function: aspartic-type endopeptidase activity; nucleic acid binding. The record is from RefSeq and is a predicted model, not a curated record. Bases 170 to 2524 code for a protein of 784 amino acids. Lineage: Eukaryota; Metazoa; Arthropoda; Thecostraca; Balanomorpha; Balanidae. The transcript is spliced from 2 exons. Gene Ontology annotation, biological process: proteolysis; DNA integration.
CCUGAAAUGUUUCGAGUGUAACACUGUCGGACACUUAAGCAAGUGUUGUCCUCGUUCUAACAAGACCGGUGCUGUUGACAAUGUGCAGAUUUUGUCCGUGUCUGCUAAGGAUGACGUAUGUCCGGUCGUUCAGUCAGUGUCGUGCCCGUACUAUGAUGCCUUCAUUGAGAUGAAGCGUGUCAGGAUGCUGGUUGACACCGGCUCGGCGGUCAGCAUCGUCCCAGCGAGGACGUACUGGCAGCUCUUCAGUCACGUCCCUCUCCGUCCUGCGGGUAAGCUCGCCCAGUGGAACGGCAGCGGCAUUAAGGUGCUGGGUAAGAUGUCAGCUGACGUCACAGGACCGGACCAGCUCUCCGUUCCAGCGGAACUGUACGUGGCGGUGGGUGAUGUACCGAUCAUGGGCCGUGAUCUCCAGCAUCAGCUCGGAGUCACGGUGAGCCGUGGCAGUGUCGUCUGCCAGGUGAAGCAGGAUCAGGUGCUGCCAGCCAUCAAGGGAUUCGUCCACAAGGUGCGUCUGAUUCCCGGAGCUGUGCCCAGCACGCCACACCUGAGGACUCUACCGUACGCUGUGCGGCAGGAGGUCAGUGACCAUCUGGAGUCCCUGGAAGCCCAAGGAGUCAUCGAGAAGGUACCCUGUGGCUCUUCGCCCUGGUUGUCCCCGAUUGUCGUGGUCCGGAAGCGAGGAGGAGAGGGCCUGAGGAUCUGUCUCGAUCUGACGGCGGUGAACAAAGCCAUUGUCGCAAACGGCUACCCCAUCCCACCGAUGCAGGAAAUGCUGGACAAGCUCCGAGGUGCCAAGGUGAUGUCCAAGCUCGACAUGAAGUCAGCCUAUCAUCAACUGGAGCUGCACGAGGAGUCCAGAAACCUCACUGCUUUCGUGCAUGAGGGUCAGACCUGGAGGUACAAGCGGUGCUGCUUUGGGCUCAAAAGUCUUCCGCAGUGUUUCCAGAAGCUCAUGGAGACUGUUCUGCAAGGCAUCCCUGGGGUUCAAGUCUACCUGGAUGACGUACUGGUCACAGCGCCCACCCGUGCAGAGCACGACGCGAGGCUUAGCACCGUCAUGAAGCGGCUGAAGGACUACGACAUCACGCUGAACGGGGACAAGUGUCUGCUAGGUGUUGUGUCGCUGGAGUUCCUGGGGUUCGUCGUGUCGGAGCGUGGGAUCGAAAUCUCACCAGAUCGGGUCCAAGGUCUUCGAGACAUGGGACAACCCCAGAACACCAAGGAGCUCCAGGCUGCACUGGGGUCCCUCGCGUUCUACAGCAAGUUCGUGCCCAACUUCAGCUCUCGGGUAGAACCUCUGCGGCAGCCGCUGAGGAAAGACGCCCCAGCCUUCCGGUGGACGGAGGAGAUGACAGCUGCGCUGGAGUAUGUGAAGUCGGCGAUCCUGAACUCGUCUGCGCUGGCACCGUUCGACCCCAGUCUGCAGACGUUCGUCACGACCGACGCCAGCGACGUUGGUCUCGGGGCCGUUCUCUCACAGAUCCACCCAGAUGGAGAGAGAGUGGUGGCAUUCGCCUCCAGCACGCUCAGCGCAGCACAGCGCAAGUACAGCGUAACUGACAGAGAGGGCCUGGCAUGCGUCUGGGCGUGUCAGAAGUGGCACAAGUACCUGUGGGGCAAGGAGUUCGUUUUGCGGACGGACCACGCUGCCCUUCGCUCUCUGCUGUCUGCCAAGGGCAUCGGUCGGGCCAGUAUGCGAAUGUCUCGCUGGGCCGUCAAGCUGAUGAACUAUGCGUUUCAGGUUCAGCACAUCGAGGGGAAGUUGAACCAGGCUGAUGGCAUCUCACGCCUUCCCGGCAGUCAUGGGGUUGCAGAAGACGAGGACCAGCUGGUCGCAGCCCUGGAGGAGAUGAUGCCGGCGGUGAGCAGCGCUGAUAUCGCCGCAGCAGGCCUUGAAGAUGACGAGGUCAAGCUGGUGAGUGAUAAUGGAACCCAUUUCACGUCAGCACGGUUUGCAUCGUUCUUGCAGGCUAACGGGAUCAAACACAUCAAGGUGUCCCCGUAUCAUCCAGCAGGUUCCGGAGCUGUGGAACGCUUCAACCGCAGUCUGAAGUCUGCCAUCCAGAUAGGUGAGCAGCAGAAGGCAGACAGGCGGCGGCACGUUCAGCAGUUCCUGAUGGUGUACCGGGCGACGCCGCACGCCACGACGGGGCGCAGCCCGUCAGAGCUGCUGCACGGACGCCAGCUGCGGACGUCACUGGAGAACGCCGUGGUGCAGAGCAGUGACUGCAGAGGUGACGGCGCCAUCCAACAGCACGUCCGGAAGAAGCAGCGAAAGAUGAAGCGGUAUCAUGACCGAACGGCAAGGAAGCCCGACAUAAAGGUAGGCGAUCUCGUUCGCUAUCGCCUGAUGCCAAGGCCGCGCAAGGGAAAACCUCGGUUUUCCAAGCCAUGUGUCGUCACCGCACAGCGUGGUCCCGUGUCGUUCGAACUGGAGGGUGGCAUCAGAGUCCAUGCCGAGCGACUCUCCCCGUGUCAUACAUCUGUCCGCCGGCCUGACGGUCCCGGAGGAGGCGGGUGAGAACAGGCUGACGAGCCUGAUCUGCUUCCUGACGACGCCGGCGGCGGCGCCGAGACUGUCGGCGUGGAGACAGCCGAGAGAAGAGAGGCUGUCGGGCCUGACCAGCUUCCUGACGGCGCCGGAGGCGGCGCUGGGACCGUCGCAGUGGAGACAGGCGACGGCGGAGCGACCGAAGUCGACGUAGGUGGAGACGUCUGGAACGACUCUGCCGGAAAUGCCUCUAACGUCGACGUCGAGGACGCCGGAAACAUGGAGGGCCCGUACCGCACGCGAGCGGGACGGGCAACGAGGCGCUGGUGGAGAUGAGCGCUUCGGGGGGAAGGGAAUGUAGUGUAGUACCCCUCCCCGGGCCCCCCGCCGGCUGGCAGCGGCGGCCGGAGCCAGUCCGACCUUUAGCCGGCCGGGUCAGGUAACCGGGACGGCCGCACCGCGGCGCCGCGCCCGGGCCGGCCGAGAGACGGAGUCGGGUGCCCGCCGGCGAGCCGUCGGCAAGGGCGCGGGGCACAUUAGUCGAGUUGAAUGUACACUGUUCAGUCUUGAGUGUGAGUGAUGAAUGUGUGAGUGCAAUACACUACAACACUAC